CCCAAGUAAAGAACACUAAACGCUCAACAAGGUCAGACCUAAUCUCCAUCGAAAUGAAGCUACUCACUUUUAACAUCAUGAGUUUGUGCGCUCUUGUCGCCUGCAUUACCUUCACCAGCGCUCAACAGACUUUCUAUCCUGCCCUUAAAGUGCGUCAGGUUCCUGCACUCGUCAAUGGACAGCUGAGUUUGGUGGUAAACUCCGUGGAACUGGCUCAACCAAGGGUAGCGACACGUGAUGCACAGGGUAGGCCACUAGUGCCCCAACAGAGGGUGCCAAUUCAAUUGAGCAGACAGGGACCGGCUGUAAGUAGAAACUUAUUGGCAGGACAGUCACUCGGCGGACAGCAGAUAAGCUGGCAACCUGUGGGAAAAUAGCUGAUAAAGUUUAAUGAGACUUAAAUUUCAAAAAUGUAUGUAGAAAAUACUAGGAUUUUAAUAAAAUAAGUAGUAAAAAAAUCA
Messenger RNA from Anastrepha ludens (Mexican fruit fly), 461 nucleotides. RefSeq lists its product as uncharacterized. NCBI's taxonomy places the organism in Eukaryota, Metazoa, Arthropoda, Insecta, Diptera, Tephritidae. Bases 54 to 377 code for a protein of 107 amino acids. The record is from RefSeq and is a predicted model, not a curated record. The transcript has 2 exons.